Messenger RNA from Myxocyprinus asiaticus (Chinese sucker), 1386 nucleotides. It is a transcript of the gene smim12, whose product is annotated as small integral membrane protein 12. Bases 330 to 605 code for a protein of 91 amino acids. Lineage: Eukaryota; Metazoa; Chordata; Actinopteri; Cypriniformes; Catostomidae. The transcript has a single exon. The record is from RefSeq and is a predicted model, not a curated record.
UCUUGAGAAACUAUAAACACAAGCGUGAUUCAUUUUAUGAAAUGUUUGAAACAAUACGCACAAAGCCGCAUUUCUCUGUGGUUUAUGAGACAUAUCUGCUUAGAAAUUUUUCGUUUUAGUAUGCCAGUUCACAGCUCAUGAGACACCGGUACCCUUGUUAGGUUACAUGACUCCUCAAUAAUUCCGUGGAGUUACAUAAACACGGGUAGCUGGACACGUUAACAUGAUUUUAUGAUUAUUUCUUAAUGACGCCUACAUUAUCAGCUUGCCAAAGUUAUAUUACCUAUUAAUUAAUUUAUUUAUUCUGUUGUAUUUCUGAGUCUGCAACCAUGUGGCCAGUGAUCUGGACUGCCAUGCGCACCUAUGCACCCUAUGUGACCUUCCCAGUGGCCUUUGUUGUGGGAGCUGUUGGAUACCACCUUGAGUGGUUUAUCAGGGGCACUCCUAACGCCCCAGGAGAAGAGCGAGGUAUUGCCGAACUACGAGAGGAUAGAAAAUUAGAGGACCUGACAGGUCGAGAUGUCACACAGGUCCUCAGCCUAAAGGACAAGCUGGAAUUCACCCCAAGGGCAGUGCUGGAGAGAAACAGACCAGAAAAGAGUUAAGUUUUAAUAAGUGUCAUGAAAUUCUACAAGAUACCAUGUGAUGAAGUGCAACUUGGCCAACUCAAAUCCAAUUUUGUCUCACCUUGUCCUACUGCAUGUCUCCAGAGAUGAGAACUUGGGAAGCGUAAGAACAAACUGAAUUUGUGGGAUCAUUCUGUCACCCUAAUUACAUGGGGACUUGUGUUGUAAUAUUUACCACGCCAGCAGAUGGAAAUUGACUGCUGAAAGAAUUUUUAAAACUAUCUUUCUUUGUGACUUUGUAAUAUUUAUUUUGUGCCCUUAGGCACACAGACACAUGACUGCAUAGCCCAGGCUCUAACUUGGAAAGCUUUGUUAAGUUUUCUGUGUAUGCUCCAUGACUGAUGCUCAUGAGACUGAAGCUGAAAGAAAGAUCACAUUUGUAAUGUUUGUGUGUGUGUUUGAAUAAAAGUGCAUCUAUGCAAGGCAAUACUUGCAGUGGGAUUAGAAAGUGUUUAAGAAGUUUGAACUUGGUGAAUAAAAGAGAUUCAGAGUGUCUAGAAAAGCUCACUCAUUAAUAGAAUAUUCUGCUAAUUAGUAAUAAUAAGCACAGUGAAUAGUUAGGAAUGUAAGAUGCCUAGUUUUGCCUCAGUUUUCAACGUGUCAGUUAAAAAUGACUGAUAAUUGCACAAAAUCUCUUAUGUGCUAAAUUGUGAGGGAGGUCUGUUGAAAAUACUGGGUCCGAAUAUUUUGAUUUGUCACUGCAGUUUAUCCCUGCACUGUAAUAUAAUUUAAUUCCAUAUAAUAAAUGUAAUUAAGGACA